Messenger RNA from Opisthorchis viverrini, 1882 nucleotides. RefSeq lists its product as hypothetical. The transcript has 7 exons. The coding region runs from base 25 to 1257 and encodes 410 amino acids. NCBI's taxonomy places the organism in Eukaryota, Metazoa, Platyhelminthes, Trematoda, Opisthorchiida, Opisthorchiidae. The record is from RefSeq and is a predicted model, not a curated record.
UCCACCCAUUAUUUCGCAGUUGAGAUGGUUAGCUUCAAGUGCGAGACGAAAGCAGUGGCACACGCCCUUUGGGAAUGGGCUACUGAUCGGCAACUAUUCUUGACCCUCGAAAAGUCCAGUUCAGUAAAACCAGUCAAAUCCAAACGUGGACUGUUUUCUCGAAAACAUACAUUCACAUUUGCGGGACGUUGCAGGCGUGAAGUCCUUGCGCGUCCAACUUUGGCUGCAACGUUACCGUUGGAUAUCGGUAAAUCCCAUCUGGAACCGGUUGAAAACUUUUGUGCGGAUAAGAUUCAGUCUGCUGGUUCACAUAGUGUCAGCAUGGUGGCUUUAACACAGGAUGCUGUGGCACCAGGACGUGCUAUGCAAGUCAUUGGCGAGGAUGAAUCUAGCGAAAGGACAGAUUUCGCAGGAGCUGCUUCCAUGUCCGGCAGUGAUAACUUAGCCUUGACCAGACCAGCACAUUCUCAAGAGACAUCGAAUGAUCAAACAGAUAGCCUGCUCAAUAUGACGGCGACUACCUUACCGAACAACAUUGAAGAUGCCGCUUUUGUCCAACAGCAUCUAGCUGAAGUGCUUCCGCUACCACGAAAGGUUCCAUCUGAACUUUUAGCACCUUUGUUCAAAGAACUGCCCAGGAGACGUUAUACUCAUCAGGCGAAAGUCAGGCAACAUAAACUGCUACAAAGUCAGAAGCGACACCCCUCUGGGGAGGAACGCAAUGCGGAAAUCUUUGACACGGAUGAAGAUGAAACAGAAGCGAUUGCUGAACUCGAUGCGAUUACGGAAGCUGCUGAUCACGGCUGGACGAACAAGACAGAUUCAGCAACUCAAAUGUUGCUUAUGUUGUUUUCGCAGAAUCCUGUCCAAAACUCAAGCCCCGGCAGUUUCUUUUCACGGUUUUUCUCAACGCCAUCCAAAGUACCCUCCGCCUCCAAACCUGUUGACGCCAGUUCGAGCCAACAUCAAAACCGGUCGGGGACUUCUAGCUCGAUAUAUCAUAGCGCAGCUUCGAUGGCUUCACAAGAACAUGAAGAAGAAGGCGGAGAAUCGGUUCCGGCUUCUGCCUGGAGCAUUAUGUUAACAUCUGCCGGAAUACUUACCGGUUUGUCCCUGGUGGGUUUAGCUUUGAUUUUGGAAACUGAAGUACAUUCCCCACUUAUGGUAGCCUUUCGCGAGCAUCCAUGGAUUUUGGAUUUCGAUGCUCGCUAUUAUCGUCCGUUUCGCACGGCCCUUUUCGGAUUUUGGCGCCGAUGACAAUAGGAGUGUCUCCUGUUCGAUUUCACGCGCCGUGUGAAAUUUGCCGUCACAUCAGAUAUCCGCAGUACUAGAAAGCACGACGGUGAAAUACGUCAUUUUGUACAACCAUCGCUCAUUCCCUCACGUUCUAUCAAUCAAAGUGCCCAAUUUGCUGUCCAUUUCUACCAAUUCUCCUGUUAUAUAAUUUCUCGAGCCUUAUUCACCUUCUUCAUGACUUCGCUUCACCAUUCCCAUAGAAAAAUAACACUACAACUUCGUCAAACAUUGAUCCUCCAAUAGACAGCAGUUCGUAGCACACAAAUUUGUUCCCUGCCCUCCCUCGCCUGUUAUCUUCAACCCUUUUAGUACCUUAUAUUUUUUGUUGCUUAUUUGGGUUAUUUGUUCCUAAUCCUAGUUUCUCCGUUGCAGUUGUCCAUCAAUUUUCACUUCUUCUGUGUAUCUGGUCGGUCCGUAGAUGCCGCCUCUACUUUCGCAGGUUUUCGAAGAUUGUUUUUCCUCCCCACAGUCAAAUUUCUCCUACUUGGUGUUUUUUUGUUCCCAAAUGAUUGUUGGUUUCCUGGAUAGAUGUAUCCCAUUUAGGUAGACAUGAGUAUAAACGAAUGAAACAUGGGCUUCAGCAUUU